GGUUCAAAUAAGUGAGUAGCGGGUCGCCAUCCCAACCGUCGCACCGCGUCUCACUUCAAUAAUAAAAUCUCGGCCCCCCGGCGAACACGACUUUACAUGAAAAUCAAUUAGACGUUUGCAAACGUUCUCCGAAAUCAACCACAAUAAUUGGCAAAAACGGAUUCGCGAUUGGGGUGAAGGAACGUCCUCAUCUCGCAUAAUCAAAUUUUUGCCGAACCUCGCGCUUUGGUACCGUAGUUUGGUGUGCAGGAAGAGAUUUAACAUGUACUUCAACGAGUCUGUCCUCAUCACCCCUGCGGCUUUUGUCGGUGGUGUCGGGCAGGUGCAACAGAUGCAGGAAAGACUCUUGGGCUGGAACGUGCCACCGGAACAUUCGGAUUUGGUUCACCCUCACUGGAGAGGAUUCCUGGCUCCGGGAAAAUACUGGCACAUUAGUUUAGCCCUGGUCUACUUCAUGCUGAUGAUUAUGUCGGUCGUUGGAAAUGGCUGCGUCGUUUGGAUAUUCACAACAUCAAAGUCACUGAGGACCGCGUCCAACAUGUUCAUCGUGAACCUCGCAUUGUUCGACCUCCUCAUGAUGCUUGAAAUGCCAAUGUUCAUAGCAAACAGCUUCGUCGAACGCAUGAUUGGCUGGCAACUUGGAUGUGACAUAUAUGCAGCCCUGGGCAGCAUCUCGGGAAUCGGUUCAGCAAUCAACAACGCGGCCAUCGCCUUUGACAGAUACAGAACAAUAUCCUGUCCGAUAGACGGCCGACUGAACGGAAAACAGGCUGCAGUCAUUGUGGCUUUCACGUGGUUCUGGUCUAUGCCAUUCUCCAUUCUGCCCAUCGGCAACAUCUGGGGUCGCUACGUUCCAGAGGGUUUCCUGACCACCUGCAGCUUCGAUUUUCUCACUGAAGACCAGGAUACGAAGGUCUUCGUCGCAGCGAUAUUUGUCUGGGCCUACGCUAUUCCCAUUAGCUUGAUCGUCUACUUCUACUCUCAGUUAAUUGGAAGCGUGCGCAGGCACGAGAAGAUGCUCCGUGAUCAGGCUAAGAAAAUGAACGUCAAGUCCCUGGUGUCUAAUCAAGACAAAGACAGAAGCACGGAAAUGCGAAUUGCCAAAGUGGCGUUUACGAUAUUCUUCCUGUUCCUUUGCUCCUGGACUCCAUAUGCUAUUGUGGCCAUGACCGGUGCCUUUGGAAACAGAGAAGCACUGACGCCGUUUUCAACGAUGUUACCAGCUCUAUUUGCAAAAACGGUGUCCUGCAUAGACCCUUGGAUAUACGCGAUCAAUCACCCGAGGUACAGAUUAGAGCUCCAGAAGAGAUGCCAAUGGAUGGGAAUCCAUGAACCAGAACCCACGCAUGACACGGUAUCCGCGACUACGGAGAAACUUAAGACCGAGGACGCUUAAUUGAACAGUUGUUGUUUAGAGGGGUGUAACUGAAGUUCUCCGAUGCAACGGAAAGCUUGUAUUUUCACCAGAAGUACAAGCUUUACGAAUCAUCCACUGUGUUGCACUGGCUACAUUGUAAAUGACAACGAAUUACUGGCUGAAUUUGGACAACUCUUAUAUGGACACGCGAGUACCUUCCUCUGUUGCUGUAGCAUUGUUAUUUGUGAUGCUCAUCGUUACCCUCACCGUUGUAUAAAUUCAAUAAAAGCAAUUUCAAAGGCAA
Neodiprion virginianus is the source of this 1661-nucleotide messenger RNA. It is a transcript of the gene Blop, whose product is annotated as opsin, blue-sensitive. Gene Ontology annotation, cellular component: membrane. The record is from RefSeq and is a predicted model, not a curated record. Bases 263 to 1396 code for a protein of 377 amino acids. Gene Ontology annotation, biological process: visual perception; G protein-coupled receptor signaling pathway. The transcript is spliced from 8 exons. Gene Ontology annotation, molecular function: G protein-coupled receptor activity. Lineage: Eukaryota; Metazoa; Arthropoda; Insecta; Hymenoptera; Diprionidae.